CCAUCCUCCAUUCUUUCACUUCGCUCAGCCCUGAACACCCUGCGCACACCCAAUCAACCACUCCCGGCCAUCUACCGGCUAGCAUCACCUUCGCCUCCGCCUCCGCCUCCCCGCUGUCUCCCUACAAAGCAUGUGGUCCUUGCGGUGCCGAGCUUAACAUCGGAAGACAUAUCGACAUUUGCGCCAGUUGCGCCGACAGACCUCAGCUGCCCUGACGACCCCACGAUCCCCUCUAUAUUCUACCUUAAUUCCAGCCAAGAUACACAACCUCAACCAUGGAUCUCGCCAACACCCUCAUUCGCAGCGUCGUGCGCGCCUUCUACGAGACCCGUCACAUUCUCGUCGUCGAUGCGCUCUUCAUCCACUCCGUUCUCCACGCCGAAGACCUCGCCUUCCUGCUCGGCAUGCAACAAAAAGACCUUCGUAAACUAUGCGCCAAGUUGCGCGAAGACCGUCUAAUCUCCGUUAACACCCGCGCAGAGAUCCGCGACGGAUCUACCCGCCCUGUCAAUCGCGAAUACUACUACAUCCCACUGCACCCCGUGAUCGACGCGAUCAAGUACAAAGUCUCCAAGUUAACCUCGACCAUCAAAGCGCAGUACACGCCGAGCCAAGAACGGAAAGAAUACAUCUGCCUCCGAUGCAGCGCGGAAUGGACCGAGCUCGACGUACUAAGUCUCUAUUCCGAGGAAGGCUUCGAGUGCCAAAACUGCGGAGCGAUCCUCGAACGUACCGAGGACGUCAAAGGUGCCGAGGGCAUCGACCGGACCGGCCACGAGAAGAACAGCAAGCUAAUGAACCAACUCGACACGAUGCUCAAACUCCUCAAACAGAUCGACACCGUCGAGAUCCCCCCCAACGAUUUCGACACCGCCUGGGACCACAAGGUCGACGUCAUCCGAAACCAGCAGACCCAUCCAACCCGCGCGGCGGUAAUCGUCCCCUCCAAACAACAAGAAGCCGUCCGCGGCAACACCAAGACCGACGCCGCCGCCCUGGAAAUCUCCCUAACAUCCAGCGCCGAGAAAAGCGCCGCCGAACAAGCCGCCGAAGCGGCGCGCAAAGCCGCAGUCGAGAAACAGAACGCCCUCCCCGUCUGGCACACGCAUUCGACGGUGUCCACCUCCGCUGGAAACGUCCCCCGGGUCAAAUCCGAGACCGACCUCGACAUCAAGCCCGAGAUCAAAUCGGAAGACGAAGAUCGCAAACCAGAGCUGGAUGCCCUGGACGACAAGGUCGCUGCGUACUAUGCCGAGAUGGAGCGCGAAAAGGCCCUCCAGGCCCAGGAGGAUGCCAGUAGUGCUGAGGAAGAUUCCGACGACUUUGACGAGGAAUUCGAGGACGUCGGAGGCGUGUCCGCCAGUGACGCCGCUUCUCCUGCUGUUAAUUCUACUCCGACGACAGGUGGUGGUGCCGGGGGACCGACCAGUGCACCGAUGAAUACUACGAACUCCUCAAUGGGCAUCAAGAGGGAGCUGGAUACGGAUUAUUCGAGUGUCAGCGCUUCCCAAACGGCGGUGGCUACGCCAUCCACGGGCGGGGAUGAGGGACCCGCGUCGAAGAAAAUCAAGGUUGAGCCCGAGGUCAAGAAAGAAGAAGAGUCGGACGAGGAUGACGAUGAGGAGUUUGAAGAUGUAUAGCAUCUGCUCCAUUUCAAUUCUCAUUUCACCCCCUUUGCUACGGGCGCUGGCGCCUGUUACACACGAUACAUGAGAUCUACCCUGGGCACUCAAUAUUUGUUCACUCGUGACUCAGUCCCGGUCCGGCCGGGACGUAUGAUAGACGAAUGUAAGAUUAGAAUAGUCCCUUUGAUGUGGGAUAACAAGUCCUCAAGUUUCAUCAGAUUUGGAGCCAACACGUGUGCAAGAUCACAUCCCG
Molecule: messenger RNA, 1878 nt
Organism: Aspergillus ibericus CBS 121593
Lineage: Eukaryota; Fungi; Ascomycota; Eurotiomycetes; Eurotiales; Aspergillaceae
Product: putative transcription factor TFIIE complex alpha subunit
Exons: 3
Coding region: 276-1640 (454 amino acids)
Biological process (GO): transcription open complex formation at RNA polymerase II promoter; transcription initiation at RNA polymerase II promoter
Cellular component (GO): transcription factor TFIIE complex
Source: RefSeq, a predicted model, not a curated record